CCAGUCUAAGCUGACCCACAGACUCAUAAAAUCCAACAAGGCUCUGAGCACCUUCACCUGGGACACCCAACCUCUCAACUCUAAGGUACAAGGGACUUGCACACAUCAGCACCCUGCCUGUUUUCUUGUGGAAUGAGAAAAUGAAUGUUUGUCUCCACAUUUAUAUUGGCAAUCCAUGAGAUCAGGGUGUUGACAGAAAGGAUGUUCAAACAUCUUCGUAAAUGGUUUGUCACUCAUUUUCUUGGACGUUCUCGGCAACGAUCAAGGCUAGUCUCCAAAGAUGGAAGGUGCAACAUAGAAUUUGGCAAUGUGGACACACAGUCAAGGUUUAUAUUCUUUGUGGACAUCUGGACAACUAUACUUGACCUCAAAUGGAGAUACAAAAUGACCAUUUUCAUCACAGCCUUCUUGGGGAGUUGGUUCCUCUUUGGUCUCCUGUGGUAUGUGGUAGCCUAUGUUCACAAAGACCUCCCAGAGUUCUAUCCAGCAGAAAAUCACACCCCGUGUGUGGAGAACAUUAAUGGCAUGACCUCAGCUUUUCUAUUUUCUCUGGAAACUCAAGUAACCAUAGGAUAUGGAUUCAGGUGUGUGACAGAGCAAUGUGCUACUGCCAUUUUCUUGCUAAUCUUUCAGUCUAUUCUUGGAGUCAUCAUCAACUCCUUCAUGUGUGGCGCCAUAUUAGCCAAGAUCUCCAGACCCAAAAAACGUGCCAAAACCAUUACAUUCAGCAAGAAUGCAGUGAUUAGCAAGCGCGGUGGGAAGCUCUGCCUCCUAAUCCGAGUGGCUAAUCUGAGGAAGAGCCUCCUGAUUGGCAGUCACAUCUAUGGCAAGCUUCUCAAGACUACAAUCACCCCCGAAGGAGAGACCAUUAUUUUGGACCAGACCAAUAUCAACUUUGUAGUUGAUGCUGGAAAUGAGAAUCUGUUCUUCAUCUCCCCACUGACCAUCUACCACAUCAUUGACCACAACAGCCCCUUCUUCCACAUGGCGGCAGAAACACUCCCUCAGCAGGACUUUGAAUUAGUGGUGUUUUUGGAUGGCACAGUGGAAUCUACCAGUGCCACCUGCCAAGUGCGCACAUCCUAUGUCCCAGAGGAGGUACUUUGGGGAUACCGUUUUGUUCCCAUAGUAUCAAAGACCAAGGAAGGGAAAUACCGAGUGGAUUUUCAUAACUUUAGCAAGACAGUGGAAGUGGAGACCCCUCACUGUGCCAUGUGCCUUUAUAAUGAGAAGGAUGCCAGAGUUAGAAUGAAGAGAGGCUAUGACAACCCUAAUUUUACCUUAUCAGAAGUUGAUGAGACAGAUGACACCAAAAUGUAGCAGUGGGUUUUCACUGUGCACAAAGUCUUCCAAGUACAUAAUAGCCAAAGCCAGUUUGGGAUAAACCAGGGUGAAAAAUCAGGUCUACUAGAACAGUCAUCCCUGCCCCAUGGCUAUAAUCCAAUCAGUCACAUUACUCUAAAAGCUAUUCUACUAGAACAUGAUGCUUUUAUAUGAGACUGGCAAAUGGAGGCCACAGGAGCUCACUUGGAAUCUUCACCGUGAUCACUGAGCUCACACAAUGUCGAUGGGAAUAAAGUAAUCAAAAAUCUUAGGGACAGGAUAUAGGAAAUAUUUUUAAGUGCUCCUUAAAGAAGUUAGCAGCUUUAGAUAGGAGCAGAAAGCUAUGUUUUCUAAUGAUGAGAAACCUUCAACUUUCAUUUUAAAAUAGACUUAGAUCAAUGGAAAAAUUAUCUCCAGAGUUGGGGAAGACAAACUAACCAAUUAAUGACAACAAGAAGAGACUGUCACACUGAAUGAUUUGUGGCUCGACCCUCCAGAGAUCUGGUGCUGGAGCCUUCAUCUGACACAAGUGUGUCACUUGUGUUUUGGUGGUGAGGGAAGGUGCAGUCCAGAGACUCUAUACCUCUCAAAACCUGAGGUGGAGAGAAACAGGGAGAUCCAAAUUGUCUUUAUGCCCUAUCCAGAUGCUGAGGUCCCUGUGGACUUUGGCACAACUGAUCAUAUGUGGUACAUUAAACAGAAGCUAAGUCUAUUUCCCUAAAAUUUCUGUGAAUAUCUCCCUGCAGGGCAGAAGGAUAGACUUAAAAGUGGUAGUCAUAAUUCUUUCUAUUUGCAAAUGAUGGCUUAUGGGGCUAAAAGUCUGUUAAAAGAGUAUUUAUUUUCUGACCUUCCAGUAUGGACAUGAGGACUAUGAGCCCAGAAGGAAUAUGAGUCUAAUGCUAAAAUGUUGUUUUGUUUCUCUGCUUGAACUCCAAUGCUACUUAUGAAGGAGCUGUGGGAAAGGGAAAGGUUGGGCCAUGGCCUAAGACAAGACAUUGCUGUUUUCCUCUCUCUGAGAUCCAGUAUCAUGUCUUCCUAAAAGAGAUAAACUUAGUGGAAGGAUUGACCUUGAAGGAAGGUUUCAAUGUGAAUGUCUUAUUCAUUUCCUCACCUGCAUUAUUUUGAAUGUAUCCUUAAAAAAAAAAAAGAAUGCAAAAAUAAAACAGAAUGCAAACCUGUUAAGGAAUCAAAAUGCUUUUUUGUAGCCGGGCGUGGUGGCGCAUGCCUUUAAUCCCAGCACUCGGGAGGCAGACGUGGGAGGAUUGCUGUGAGUUCAAGGCCACCUUGGGACUACAUAGUUAAUUCCAGGUCAGCCUGAACCAAAGUGAGACCCUACCUCUAAAACACAACUAGAAAAAAUGCAUUUUGGUAUGGUUGAUUAAUAAAUUUCUGUAAUUGUA
Molecule: messenger RNA, 2723 nt
Organism: Jaculus jaculus (lesser Egyptian jerboa)
Lineage: Eukaryota; Metazoa; Chordata; Mammalia; Rodentia; Dipodidae
Gene: Kcnj1
Product: potassium inwardly rectifying channel subfamily J member 1
Exons: 2
Coding region: 145-1320 (391 amino acids)
Biological process (GO): regulation of monoatomic ion transmembrane transport; potassium ion import across plasma membrane
Cellular component (GO): plasma membrane
Molecular function (GO): ATP-activated inward rectifier potassium channel activity
Source: RefSeq, a predicted model, not a curated record